Paramecium octaurelia is the source of this 2739-nucleotide messenger RNA. The record is from the annotation of a GenBank genome assembly. Lineage: Eukaryota; Ciliophora; Oligohymenophorea; Peniculida; Parameciidae.
AUGCCCUAAUGGCAAAUCAUUUGGAAGACCUUUUAUAAACAUCUCAAAAUCUUAAGGUGGGACCAGUAUCAACAAUGGAGAUGGCAUAAUCACUUUUAAUGGGCUGACACUGCAUUCAGACCAAUAUUAAUACUCCAAAUUGUCUUCAUUAUCAUCAGAUUGUCCAUUUUGGCAGAUAACUUGUACAUCUAAAUUACCUUGGCAACCCAAAUCUGCAUCCAUAUCCUCCUAUUCCUGUCAAUUUCCAAAGCAAUCUCAGAGGAAUCACAUUUCUUCAUACAAUUUUUGCCUCUCAUUCAAUAAUAUUGUAUGUAUUGGAUCUGCUACAUUAUCAGAGAGAAGGACUAUUUUAUGCUCUACAUCACUCUAACUACCAUCUAUCAGAGCAUGUACUCUACUUUACACAUGAAGUUUAUGACAAUUAUAUUGUUCUUAAUUCAGAACAUCUUCCUUGCUGACUUACCCUCACUUGAAGGGUUGUUUAUUUCAACAGCCCUUCUAAUCUUACAGAUUUUGAGAAAGGAGUUCCUUUAUUUACAACAUUUUCAAAAUCUACAAGCCUUGUUCAUGAUAAUUGAUUCUACUCCUCAAGCCAUGUGCAUAGUCCAUAAAGAUAAGAAUUUCAUGCUUUAUUCAAAUAAGAUUUUCGAUAAUUUAGCUAACAAAUUGGAAAGUACAAAUUAGGCAGAGACUGAUUAAUCGCCUGAAAAAAGCUCUACUGUUCAUUCAGCUAGAAAUUAGUUAAGUUUCCUGUAGAAUCUAUAAUUGGAUGAAUUAGAUAACAAUUAGACUCUAUUUGAUUUCGAUGAGGAGGAUCUUGAAAUGGAGGAUCAAUAUAAAAUUAAAAAUGUCACUUAUUGUAAAGAGAAAACUCAAUUGUUGUCCUAAAAUAGAUUUUCUGUUGAAAUUUAAUAGUUGCCCCCCAAAAGUCACUAAUAAUAAUAGAAGUUUUUUCAAUCCUUCAAGAAUCAAGAAGACGAGAGCAUAAUCAAAAAGAAGUUCACAUCGGAUGUGACUAUGAAGAUUGAAUUCAACAAUUCUCCCCAAAUCAACAUUCAUUCAGCUGGCAAAAAGAGUUCUCGUAAAAGAUCCCAAAAUCAAAUCAGAUUAAAUAGGUCCUCUGUGUAUGUGACACCAAGUCGCAAAAUCUCGGUUGAUCAAUUGUUGUCAAAGGAAAGCAGAGAACAUCGAAAUUCCAAUCAAAAAUAAUCAUUAUUGGAUCAAGACAUAAAUAUUACACCUAAAUGUAAACCGACCAUCAAUCAUAAAAUGAAAUUCCUUGUCAAUGUUUUAGAGAAUUGCAGAUUAUUCGAUAAUGAUGAUGGUCUGCAAAUCUAUUUCAUUAAUGAAAUCAAUCAAAUCCUAUUGAGAGCCAAACUCAAGAAAUUGGAAUCCAUUAAGAAGAAUAUUCUUAGAUCAAUUUCCCAUGAAUUGCUCACCAAUCUUAAUGCCAUUUUUGGAUUCAUCAAACUAUGUCAAGACAAACAAUCUUCUAAAGAGUCUUGUACUUUCUAAUUAGAACAGGCACUCUGUUAUACUAAACUCUAGUUGUAUAAGAUAUACGAUAUCUUUGAUUACAGAGACAUUCUAGAGGAGAGACUCAUUAUGAAAUCGGAUAAGUUUGAACUUAAUUCAGUUAUUUGGGAAUGCGUAGACUUGCUCAAAGAUUAAAUUGAAAGGAAGCUCAUCUCAAUAAAAGUCUAAUUGCCAGAGGUUUCAUAUAUCAUAGUAGGCGAUCGAUAAAGAUUGUGUUAAGUGCUCCUUAAUUUAAUUGCAAAUGCUAUUCGAUUUACCUUCAAGGGCGGAAUUACAAUAUAAGUUGAGAAAAAAUAAUAUAUAGAGUCAAUGCAAGGAAUAGAUGAUGUACAAUCAUUUAAUCAAUCAGAUACAAAUUUGAUACAAGUUUCUAUAAGUGAUACUGGAAUAGGGAUGAGUGAGUAAGAAUUAUACAAUUUGAGAAAGAAGGUAUUUAUUAUAAGAAAGUUUUAGUUGCGUCUUGCUGAUGAAGACGAAAAAGUGUCCAAAUAAUCAGUUGGAAUAAGCUUAGGAUUAUCUGUGUGCAAGCACAUUGUAAAGCAUUUGGCACCCAUGCACUAAAAUUAUCUCUCCGUUGAAUCAUAAAAGGAUGUGGGCUCAUAAUUUUAUUUCGUAUUGUAAUAUGAUGAAGAGUAAGUUCAAUUCGAGCAAAGCAAAUUAUAAAAUUCAUUUGUUCAUACAAUCCCCUUUUUAGAAUAACAAAGCACUCAACAGGUUCGAGUUUUAAAUUAUAAUAAAUUCGGUAAGUCUUCAAUUGGAGACUAAUUAAAACAUAUAGACACUAAAAUUUGUAAUUGCAAAAAGACAUUAAUUGUAGAUGAUGAGUAAUUCAACAUUCACAUCCUUUCCCACAUCGUGAAACAAUUAGGAUAUGAUGUGGAUUACGCAUUCAAUGGCAAACAAGCUAUAGAGAAAAUAGAAGUUUAGUUAGCUAAUCGAUGUAAUCCAUCAACUUGCAUCGGUUACAAAUGUAUACUAAUGGACAUUAAUAUGCCUAUUAUGAGCGGUUGGGAAGCUGUCUAAAGAAUUAGAUAAAUGGAAUACAAAAUCAAAUUAACUCGAACCAUACCUAUCAUCGCAGUUACUGCUUUCUGUAGUAUCCAAGAUUAAUAGAAAAGCAUUCACGAAGGUUUCAAUAGUGUUUUAAUCAAACCUAUAACCAAAGAAAAACUUUGCGAAUCUUUUCAUCAGUUCAAUAUUUGA